AUGUCAUCUCUGAUACUCCACGGAAGAAGGUUCUUCGAGUUGGAGAAAUGGCGUCAUUUGAGAUUCGCAAUGAAUGUAUCCUUCUCUACUGCUGCAGAUGUGAGUCUUCAUCUUCAAGAUGGUCCAAAAGGUCACAACUUUACAGUCUCUAAUUACCUCGUUGAGUCUCUGGGUUUCACCACAAAACUCGCGGAGUCCAUCUCCAGAAAAGUCAGCUUUAACGACAAGGUUAACCCUGAUUCUGUUCUGAGCCACAGAUUCUCAGAUCUCCACCAUCAUUACAGAUUAUCCACAAGUGCUUAUAGCAGAUGGAGAUCCCUUGCUCCCAAGCUUCAGUUUUUAAAAUCAAGAGGAGCUUCAACCUCUGAGCUCACUGAGGUUCUUGCUGUACGGAACGAGAGAACGUUCGAUUUUAGAGGACCGACGGGUCGCCUCAAAGAUAAAUUGCUGGAUUGGGCAUCGCGAGGCAUCGUUAAGUAUUUCACUCUGUCGCGCGGUUUGAUCAAGUCUAACCAAACCGGUUUUGGUUUGGUUAGAUCCGAUUCUGCCCCAGACGCUGGUUCGACUCGGAGUUGGGCCGGUUAUUUCGGGAAACCGAAUCGACGCUUCGGUUUCCUAGGCGGCUAA
Brassica oleracea var. oleracea is the source of this 627-nucleotide messenger RNA. RefSeq lists its product as uncharacterized. The transcript is spliced from 2 exons. Bases 1 to 627 code for a protein of 208 amino acids. The record is from RefSeq and is a predicted model, not a curated record. Lineage: Eukaryota; Viridiplantae; Streptophyta; Magnoliopsida; Brassicales; Brassicaceae.